UGGCCUUAAACCAUCAUCGGUCGCAGCUUCGGCUCCGAAUCCAACUCCAAACUUCAUCAUGACCCCAGUGAGAAGAAGAUCAUCGCUGAUGACUCAGACACGAACACUCUCACCAGGACCGGAGAAAGCUGGAAAGACAGUCUGAUGGGUCAUAGUCAGAGGAGGCCAGCGCAGCGGAGAUGUUCAGAAAGAGACUUCCUCCAGAGGAGGAGAGACGGGUCAAAGCCAACGACCGAGAGUACAAUGAGAAGUUUGAGUAUGCGAGUAACUACAUCAUGACGUCCAAGUACAACAUUAUCACCUUUCUGCCUGUCAACCUGUUUGAGCAGUUCCAGGAAGUGGCCAACACUUAUUUCCUAUUCCUGCUCAUUCUACAGUUGAUACCUCAGAUCUCCUCACUCUCCUGCUACACCACCAUCGUGCCUUUAGCUCUGGUGCUGAGCAUCACUGCAGUGAAGGAUGCCAUGGACGAUUACUUUCGUCACAAGAGCGACAACCAUGUCAACAACCGUCAGUCUCAGGUCCUAAUCCGUGGCCUUCUUCAGAGUGAAAAGUGGAUGAACGUUCGAGUUGGUGACAUCAUUAAACUUGAGAACAAUCAGUUUGUGGCAGCUGACCUACUCCUGUUGUCCAGCAGCGAACCUCACGGUCUCUGCUACAUCGAGACAGCUGAGCUGGACGGAGAGACCAAUAUGAAGGUGCGUCAGUCUGUCUCAGUGACAUCUGAACUUGGAGACAACCUCUCUUCAUUUGACGGUGAAGUAGUGUGUGAGCCCCCCAACAACAAGCUGGAUCGUUUCUGUGGUACCCUCUACUGGAGAGAGAAGAAAUACCCCCUGACCAACCAGAACAUGCUGCUGCGAGGGUGCGUCCUCCGCAACACUGAAGCCUGCUACGGCCUCGUCAUAUUUGCAGGUCCAGACACCAAACUUAUGCAGAACAGCGGUUGCACUAAGUUUAAGCGCACGAGCAUCGAUCGCCUGAUGAACACGCUCGUCCUCUGGAUCUUUGGCUUCCUCGUGUGCAUGGGAACGAUCCUGGCUGUUGGUAACGCAGUGUGGGAGCGAGAGGUGGGAUCCUUGUUCCAGAGCUACCUGCCCUGGGAACCCCCUGUGAACAACUUCCUGUUUAAUGCCUUCCUCUCCUUCUGGUCCUACAUCAUCAUUCUCAACACCGUGGUGCCCAUCUCUCUGUAUGUCAGUGUUGAGGUGAUCCGCCUCGGUCACAGCUACUUCAUUAACUGGGACCAGCAGAUGUUCUGCUCACAGUGCAACACAGCAGCAGAGGCCAGAACCACAACUCUAAAUGAGGAGCUGGGCCAGGUGGAAUAUAUUUUCAGUGAUAAGACUGGGACUCUUACUCAGAACAUCAUGAGUUUCAACAAGUGCUCCAUCAGUGGACAGACCUACGGUGAAAUCACAGACCCACUUGGACCUCAACCAAAGAGUUUGGACUUUACUCCCUUCAACCCCCUGGCAGACCUGGACUUCUGUUUCUAUGACGAUGCCCUGCUGGAAUCAGUGAAAGUGGGAGACAAACACACGCACGAGUUUUUCCGCUUGCUCUCUCUCUGUCACACCGUAAUGAGUGAGGAGAAGAGUGAGGGAGAGCUGGUCUAUAAGGCUCAGUCCCCAGAUGAGGGCGCUUUGGUGACAGCAGCACGAAACUUUGGUUUUGUGUUUCGUUCCCGAACACCCGGGACCAUCAGCACCACGGAGAUGGGACGACCCGUCACCUACACUCUGCUGGCAAUUCUGGACUUCAACAACAUACGCAAAAGGAUGUCUGUGAUAGUGCGGAACCCUGAGGGCAGGAUCCGUCUGUACUGUAAAGGAGCUGACACCGUGCUGCUGGAGAGACUCCACCCCUGUAACCAGGAGCUGAUGAACAUCACCUCAGACCAUCUCAAUGAGUAUGCAGCUGACGGUCUGAGGACCUUGGCUUUGGCCUACAGAGACCUGUCCGAGGACCAAUGGGAGUCCUGGUCAGAGAGCCACCGCUCUGCUGACAAGGCCACUGACUUCAGAGAGGAUCUGCUGUCAGCUGUGUACGAGCAGAUAGAACAAGACAUGAUGCUUCUCGGUGCCACGGCCAUAGAGGACAAGUUACAGGAAGGUGUCCCUGAGACUAUUGCUGUCCUAUCUCUGGCCAACAUCAAAAUCUGGGUUCUUACUGGAGACAAGCAGGAGACAGCUGUCAACAUAGGGUAUUCAUGCAAGAUGCUGACAGAUACAACUGAGGUUUUCAUCAUCAGUGGACACACCGUCCAGAGCGUGCGGCAGGAGCUCAGGACUGCGAGGGAAAAAAUGAUACAGCUGUCACAAACCACGGAUGGAGGGAAGGAGCCAGGGAUGGAAGGAUGGGGGGAGCCAUACCUUAGUGGCAAUGGUCUCAACGAAGGGCAGGAGGGAAGAGGGGAGAAGCAGAUGGAGGGCUCGUUACCUCCGUCCUCCUCCUGUGUCAUGGACAACAUCUCUGGAGAGUUUGCCCUCGUUAUCAACGGUCACAGUCUAGCCCACGCUUUAGAAGGAGACAUGGAGACUGAAUUUGUAUUGACAGCAUGUGCGUGCAAAGCAGUGAUCUGCUGCAGAGUCACGCCGCUGCAAAAAGCUCAGGUGGUGGAGCUCAUCAAGAAACACAAGAAGGCCGUGACUCUGGCCGUAGGAGACGGUGCCAAUGAUGUUAGCAUGAUCAAAAGCGCUCACAUCGGAGUUGGUAUCUCAGGUCAGGAGGGGAUCCAGGCAGUCCUGGCCAGUGACUUCUCCUUCUCCCAGUUUCGCUUCCUUCAGCGCCUCCUGCUGGUCCAUGGUCGCUGGUCCUACCUCCGCAUGUGCCGCUUCCUCUGCUACUUCUUCUACAAGAACUUUGCCUUCACCAUGGUGCACUUCUGGUUCGGCUUCUUCUGUGGUUUCUCUGCCCAGACUGUUUAUGACCAACACUUCAUCACACUCUUCAACAUUGUCUACACCUCCCUCCCUGUGCUGGCCAUGGGGAUUUUCGACCAGGACGUUCCUGACCGCAGGAGUCUGGAGUAUCCAAAGCUGUAUGAGCCUGGGCAGCUCAACCUCCUCUUCAACAAAAAAGAGUUUUUUAUCUGCAUCACCCAGGGCAUAUACACAUCAGUGGUGCUGUUUUUUGUUCCCUACGCUGUUCUAUCUGACGCCACACAAAGUAAUGGCGUGCCCCUGGCCGACUACCAGACCUUUGCCAUCACCACCGCAACAGCACUGGUCAUCGUGGUCAGCGUGCAGAUUGCCCUGGACACUGGCUUCUGGACAGUCAUUAACCAUGUGUGUGUGUGGGGCUCUCUGUGCUCCUACUUCAGCAUCAUGUUUGUUCUGCAAAGUCAGGGCCUGUUCAGGAGCUUCCCCAGUCAGCUGAACUUUGUAGGUUGUGCUCGCAGCACAUUAUUGCAGCCGAUCGUGUGGUUUACGAUUGCACUGGCUACAGCAAUCUGUGUAGUUCCAGUUUUGGCGUUCCGCUUCCUCAAGCUGGACCUUAAACCUCAGCUCUCAGACACGGUUCGCUACACGCAGUUGGUGCGUCAAAAGAAACGAAAGCCAGCAGGUCGCAACGUAGGAGGUCCCUGGCGAGGAGCGGGCAGCGUGUCCGAGAGUCGUCUGGGUGCUCGGGGUGGUUCCAGGAGGUCGGGCUACGCCUUUGCCCACCAGGAGGGCUUUGGGGAGCUGAUCACCUCAGGUAAGAACAUGAGGCUCUCGUCUUUGGCCCUGACCUCCUUCGCCUCCAGACAUAGCUCCAGCUGGAUUGACACGCUACGCAGAAAGAAACACACCCAUGGCCACACCCCGGCCAGUGCAUCAGGGGAGUGCAGUCCAGCGCCCAGUUGCGUCUCUGGGUCAGUACCCCCACUCUCAAACUCCUGUUCAGUUCUGGGCGGCUCCCAGGACAUGCCCCUAGAGGAGGAGGCCGGCACAGCACCGGCCCAGAACACACUGUCUGCUCCUGCUCCAUCCAAAGAAACAACGUCAGCUUCAGAACAAGAACCAGACUCAGCUGAAGCUCACACAGAAUGAUGUUCUGGAGAUGUUCCAGUUCACUGACACAACAAACAGGAUUCUCUGGUUUCCAUCACUCUGUCAAAAUCAUCAUUUUUUUAUCUAAAGUUGAACCUCCUUGGAAUUUAAUGGCCUUGUGGUGAACUAGUUCCCACGGACCCCUGACUGUGUUCCAGACUGGCUGUACUGUACUGUAUACAUCCAUGUGUGUUUUGUUUUUUUUUUUUGUUCUAAUGAGAACACUAUCUUAAUGUACAGAAACUUCUAAGACCACAUUUUUGGUUUUUGUUUUUGUACUUUGUGAAGAUUAAGACACAUGUAGACAAACAACGUUCUUCACUGCUUAAAGGAAUAAUGUUGAAUAACUAGAACUCCUAUGGUACUUUAUUUCUUUUCACAUUAUCUGAAGUAUCAUUAACAAAAUCUUCUUUAACAAAAGUCUCCACCAGCAUCGACGAAACACACGAUGUUCUGUGAAGAAGCGUACCAACACAGGGAAAGGGACGGUGGAGAGGCCUGGUUGCACAGCAUGGUUCUUUUUUUUUUUUUUCUUUUUUCCUUUUUCAGUGUGUUUGUCUUUUAUGACAUUGUGUUAUACAUUGUUAAAAGUAUUAAUGAUCUUGAGUACAUACAGUACAGUGUUGUCUCUAACGUCAGCAGAGCUACUACAGUACCAGUAUUCCUGUUUAAAAUGUAUGUAUUUUAAAUUUUGCAUCAUAUUGAUGUGAUUGUGCUGUGGGUUUAGGUUUUUUGCUUUUAUUUAAAAAAUCUUUUUAAAAAAUGGCAACAUGUCGAAUUUUAGCCUUAUUUUGACCUAAUAUAAUUAUAAUUUGUAUAUAUUGCAAUUGUAAUUUAUAUAUAUAUAUAUUAUAUUCAUUAAACUUUUUAGUAAACAGC
Molecule: messenger RNA, 4913 nt
Organism: Cynoglossus semilaevis (tongue sole)
Lineage: Eukaryota; Metazoa; Chordata; Actinopteri; Pleuronectiformes; Cynoglossidae
Gene: atp8b2
Product: ATPase phospholipid transporting 8B2
Exons: 29
Coding region: 180-4034 (1284 amino acids)
Biological process (GO): Golgi organization; phospholipid translocation
Cellular component (GO): plasma membrane; trans-Golgi network
Molecular function (GO): ATP hydrolysis activity; ATP binding; magnesium ion binding
Source: RefSeq, a predicted model, not a curated record